This is a messenger RNA of Vitis riparia (riverbank grape), 1684 nucleotides long. RefSeq lists its product as uncharacterized. The record is from RefSeq and is a predicted model, not a curated record. Lineage: Eukaryota; Viridiplantae; Streptophyta; Magnoliopsida; Vitales; Vitaceae. Bases 33 to 1301 code for a protein of 422 amino acids. The transcript has 13 exons.
UAGAAAAGAGAGAGAGAGAGAGAGAGAGAGAGAUGGCGGGAGCUUUACUGCAUUUGAACAGCACAACCGUACUCGCCAGCCUUCAAGAGAACCAACCUAGGGUUCAUCUUCCAGAGAAGACGGCGAAUCGUCGAGUCCUGGUUUUGGGAGGAACGGGUCGGGUCGGUGGGUCCACCGCCAGUGCUCUCUCCAAGCUCUGCCCUGAUCUUCGGAUCAUCGUGGGUGGUAGAAACAGGGAAAAAGGUGCUGCUAUGUUGGCUAAACUUGGAGAGAACUCGGAGUUUGCUGAAGUCAACAUUGAUAAUGUGAAGUCAUUGGAAGCAGCUCUAAAUGAUGUGGAUCUUGUAAUUCACACUGCUGGACCUUUCCAGCAGGCAGAGAAGUGCACUGUACUGGAAGCUGCUAUAGAGACCAAGACAGCAUAUGUUGAUGUUUGUGAUGAUACAACCUACGCAUGGCGUGCAAAGUCCUUAUUGGAAAAAGCAUUAUCUGCAAAUGUUCCAGCCAUAACAACUGGUGGAAUUUACCCAGGAGUGAGCAAUGUAAUGGCAGCAGAGCUAGUUCGUGUUGCAAGAAGUGAAAGCCAGGGCAAGCCUGAAAGACUAAGAUUCUACUACUACACAGCAGGUACUGGUGGUGCUGGUCCAACAAUAUUAGCCACUAGCUUUUUACUUCUGGGGGAAGAGGUUGUUGCAUAUAAUAAAGGAGAAAAGAUCAAACUAAAGCCUUAUAGUGGAAUGCUCAACAUUGACUUUGGAAAAGGGAUUGGAAAGAGAGACGUUUAUCUGUUGCACUUGCCUGAGGUACGGAGUGCUCAUGAGAUCCUUGGAGUACCUACUGUCAGUGCUCGAUUUGGAACUGCACCAUUCUUCUGGAAUUGGGGAAUGGAAGCUAUGACAAAUCUUCUUCCUGUGGAAUUUCUGAGAGAUAGGAGCAAAGUCCAAGAAUUGGUUCAAUUGUUUGACCCCAUAGUCCGAGCUAUGGAUGGAAUUGCAGGAGAGCGUGUGUCAAUGAGGGUUGAUUUGGAGUGUUCAGAUGGCCGCAAUACAGUUGGUCUUUUCAGUCACCGUAGACUCUCUGUCUCAGUUGGAUUUGCCACAGCUGCAUUUGCACUGGCCGUGCUUGAGGGAAGCACACAACCUGGUGUCUGGUUUCCAGAAGAGCCUGAAGGAAUUGCAAUUGACGCAAGGGAUAUUCUUCUCAAACGUGCCGCCCAAGGAACAAUCAACUUUAUAAUGAACAAGCCCCCAUGGAUGGUGGAAACGGAUCCAAAGGAGCUUGGAUUGGGGAUAUACGUAUGAGGGGUGCUCACACAGAAGUUCCAAGAACAGUUGGAAAAUUUUUCUUCAGCUUUUCAACCCAACCCAGUGGUAAAAGUCUUCAAUGUUGCUUUUGAUGUUAUGGUUCAUAGAAGUGGCUUGAAGAUCUAAUAUCUGAAGUGUUUCUUACAUCUGAGGUGCUGAUGGAUACAUAAUUUGCAGAGAGCUUUACCAUUUUUGGGAGAUCACAUGAUGAUUCACUCAUCAUUCUUCUUGAGGAAAGUGAUCAAAAUAUCAUGAAACCUUUUAUGUGAUAAACUUAUUGUAUUAGCAAUUACAUUUUAUUUCUUUUUUGUAAAUGUGUUAGUUCCCAUAAUUUGAUGGAUUACUAAAAAACAAUAUGCAAUUCCUUGUGUUUUAUCUUC